This is a messenger RNA of Soboliphyme baturini, 320 nucleotides long. The record is from the annotation of a GenBank genome assembly. Lineage: Eukaryota; Metazoa; Nematoda; Enoplea; Dioctophymatida; Soboliphymatidae.
AUGAUUGAAGACUACGACGCGGUGAACAGCGAAACUUUCGAAGCCGACGUUCCAGACGAAGAGUGGGACUUUGAAUGCAGUCAUCUUGACGAGGAAAAAAAUGAUGACGCCGUCACCGAUUUCGGCAAAGACGACGCUCACAUGGCGGAGAUGCUCGAACAAACCGUCAACCAUCUUAUCGAAGACGACGACGAAAUUGGCAGACCGAAGGUAAAUGGAACGAAUGGGAAUCGAAAGUGGGUCAUGUCCACAUCUGACCAUGAAACUUAUGCGGUAAUUGAUUUUAAAAAUGGAGUCAAAGUUAUUCUUGAACUGUAACA